Durio zibethinus is the source of this 799-nucleotide messenger RNA. RefSeq names its product sm-like protein LSM8. Gene Ontology annotation, cellular component: U4/U6 x U5 tri-snRNP complex; precatalytic spliceosome; U6 snRNP. Gene Ontology annotation, molecular function: mRNA binding. Gene Ontology annotation, biological process: mRNA splicing, via spliceosome. The record is from RefSeq and is a predicted model, not a curated record. NCBI's taxonomy places the organism in Eukaryota, Viridiplantae, Streptophyta, Magnoliopsida, Malvales, Malvaceae.
AUGUCAUUACCCUCCAAAUAGGGGACAAAACUGCUAUAGACCAUCAACGUUCUUGUUUCUCCGUAUUCUUCCUUUUCCCUCUCUCUACCCUAACUCAGCCGACAUAUUUUGAAAAACCCUAUCCUACAAAUAUUCGGGUUCCUAAUUGACCCCUUAACCUGCUCCAUAGGCAGAAGAUUCUCAUCCUGUCUUGCCAGUCAAAUUUACUGCUUUUAGAAGCUUCAAAAUGUCAACUGGCCCUGGGCUUGAGUCUCUUGUAGAUCAGACAAUCUCGGUCAUUACAAAUGAUGGACGCAACAUAGUGGGAGUUUUAAAAGGCUUUGAUCAGGCCACAAAUAUCAUUCUCGAUGAAUCUCAUGAACGUGUGUACUCCACAAAGGAAGGUGUUCAGCAACUUGUGUUGGGUUUGUACAUAAUAAGAGGUGACAACAUUGUUGUUGGCGAACUGGAUGAAGAGCUUGAUUCUGCUCUUGACUUAUCAAACUUGAGAGCACAUCCUCUGAAGCCUGUUAUCCAUUGAUUGAACCACGAAAGUUGUAGAGUUGCAAAGAACAGCAUGUUGGAUUAAAUAGCUAAAGAAACAUUUCACAGAACAGAAAUAUGAUAUGAGAAACCCAAUGUGUAAUACAUUUUGGAUUUAUUUCUACGUUAUAUCUUAUUGGUAGCUGUUUUUCAUGCUUCUUUCCUUUGAUCAUGCUUUAUGUUCUGUAACAGAAAUAUAAUCUUUUCUGUUAACACAAGAUUAGCUGAAAACAAAUAAUGAAACCAGAAAACGGGAAAGCAAGCCUCUAUUCAAGUU